UCUUGACCGUUCGUGGAAGUUGAGAGAGAGAAAAACAAAACUAAAGUCUUUCCUUUUGUUUUAUAAUACAGCUCAAGAGAGAACACGGCUUUUAGAGAGAGAAACUCUCUUUGUUUUAGCUUCACAGCAGUCUCAGCUGGUGCUUGAUUGCUUAGAGGGGUUUUUUCCCCCCCUGAUGUUUCCAAGUCAAGACUUUGGUACACAUUGUAAGAACAGAUCAAAUGCCAUCACUAAAAAUGAAGACCAAACUAAGCACAGGUUCAUUAAGAGAAAAAAAUUGUCUGAGCGUGUGUCCAAAGUCUAGUAUGAUAUCCAAAAAAUCAGGCUCUCAAGUUACAGUUUCUCGACAAUCGACAGAACUUGAUGCGUAUAUUAAGAAGUGUCAGAAUGGCUAUGUUCCCUUUAAUAAAGAAAUAUAUACCCCAGAUAUUGAAAGUGAUGAAGAUGUUGACCAGCAAGAAUUUCAAAAUGAAGGAAAUUCUCAGUUUCAGAAUCACUCAUCAACUUUUGUAGAUUCCAGCACUGUGGGGAGAAUGGAAUCAAACCUUAACUGCACAUCAAACUUGGAAACAAUUUUUUCUCCUGCUUUGGAGCCUGUGGAAAUCCAGAGUGUGCCAAAUAUUGAUGAUGAUACAGGGAGCAUCAAAGAUCUCAAUGUGCUGGGCUUGGCAGCUGAUGACAGCGAUGAUAACAGAAGCUCAUGCGAUUAUCAAACAUGCAAUGUCUCGGAUUUUUUUAUUUCUGACAUGAUUAUUGCCAACUCACCAUUUGAUGGAAACACAGUGGAUGAUGAUAUUACUGAGACAAAUCCUUUUCCUGAUUAUAAAUGCACUGAAUCAAGUAUGUUGUUUGAUGUGGCUGAGGAAUGUAUGAUGCUACCUUUUCUCGAGGACACUGCCAAAGUGAGCAAUUCCUGUGAUAUGAGACCAUGUGAAGAAGAAACAUUAGACCCGGAUAACUCUAGCUUAUACCUAGCAAUUAAUCAGAUAAGAUCGUGCAACCAGGAAUCUGAUCUCAAUUCUGACUCAGAUCAGGCAGAAGACUUUGAUCCGCAGUUUUUUAUCAAAAAUUUGCCAGAACUAUCUGAUGUGGAGUCAAAUUUUCGGCCUGCUGUAUCCCAAAAGGACUCUUGGAGAAGGAAGUCUAUAACACUGGUGCUUGAUUUGGAUGAAACUCUAGUCCACUCUACGCUGGAACAUUGUGACGAUGCAGAUUUCACAUUUACUGUGUUUUUCAACAUGAAAGAGCACAUAGUUUACGUAAAACAGAGGCCUCACCUCCACAUGUUCCUGGAGAGAGCUGCAGAGAUGUUCGAAGUUGUUAUUUUUACAGCUAGCCAAAGCAUCUACGCUGCACAGCUAUUGGACAUACUGGAUCCAGAUAAUAAGCUUAUAUCUCGGCGGGUAUACCGGGAGUCUUGCAUUUUUACAGAUGGGAGUUACAUGAAAGAUUUAACAGUUUUAGGUGUUGAUCUUGCAAAAGUUGCUAUUAUUGAUAAUUCUCCGCAGGUUUUCAGGUUGCAAGUAAAUAAUGGAAUUCCUAUUAAGAGUUGGUUUAGUGAUCCAUCAGAUUGUGCACUAAUUUCAUUACUUCCAUUCUUAGAGACUCUGGUUGAUGCUGAUGAUGUCCGUCCUAUCAUCGCAAAGAGAUUCGGUAACAAGGAAUAAGAGCCCCUUUUCCUUAUUAGCUUUGAAUAUAGCUCCUUGUCCCUCCAAUUUAUUUUUUUAGUAAAGUUUGUCUCUAAUUAGAUGUCUCCUCUUUUCUCUGUGCUUUUGAGAUUAUUAACUAUACAAUAAACUAGCAUACGUCUUGUUGUCAAGUCAGCUCUCAGUGCAUGUUCCUUAUCUUUUCUCCUUUCAGCUGACAACUUCGUUGGGAGUUUUUUCUAAUUUUUCUGAAAGGUAGUUGUAGAGAUGUCUGUUUCAUUUAUUGUACAGUUCAAGUUGCAAUGAAAUUCAUAAGAGGGUGUAUAUGAAUUGAUAUCUUGUGAAAUAUAGUUUUGGAAACUCUUGCCGGCUUGCUUAGCUGGUAGUUGGUGCCCUUGCAAGUGCGGUCUUCAUUGCUUCUUUACUAUCUAUUUGCCUUUCUUCCUAUGAAAGCAGUCAAAAACCAUGUAGGAUACCACUAAGAAAUUAGAUCUUUGGGCAUGAAAUUUUCUAGGAACAAUCCGCUUCACUUCUUUUUUACUUUUGUAAGUAUUGGUUGAUGUUUUCAUCAGGCAUAAGUAGAAAGUAGAAUUCAGUCUAGAAACAGCAUAGCAUGACAAAGUAGUCUGGUAAAUAUUAAUAUAUGAUUUUAGAUGCAUGGAUGCCUUCAACUGUGGAACACUAAGGGAAGUUAAACUUUGAACUUACUCAUGUUAAAAUACAUUGUUUAUCCCAUGAUUAAUAUAUAAAGCAUAGAAUAAAAUGGAGUACACAUGAACUCCUGUGUGAUGGAACAACAAUGACUUAUUGGCUCAAUUAUGUCAAAUAUAGCUGGUAAAAGCAUAUCUUACCACACAUUUAACAACUUAUGUGCACGGAAACACUCCUGCAUUUCUUUAUGUUGUGUUAUGAUGCUUUAAUAACUAGUGUCGUCAGAAUUUUUAUGGCCCACAUUUUUUAGCAGGUUAAUAAAUAAAACAUUUCUGUUAUCUGUACGAUGUGGUGCAUAGCAUAUAUUGAUUGAGAUUUUUCUUUUCUCCUUGUCUUGAGGCGUUCGCUACAAUGAUAAUCAUAUUUACUUGACGUUAGCAGUAUUAGUGGCUUUUAGACAUUGUUUCUUCUAUGUUUGCUUUUUUUUUUUUUUUCCAGUGAUUUUAUGUGUCAUUUCAUGACUUGGCUGCAUGACAUGCACAUUGAACAUGUUAUAGAAACUCAAAGCACUCAUUAUCUCCUAAGAAUUAUAGAGGCAGUUUCUAGUAAGAAGUCUUCAUUGUUCAAUUUGGAAAAGGAAAAAUUCGUCAUCAAGAAAUAUGAACGAUGCAAAAAAAUCUUCAUUUAUAGGAAGAUGGUGAGCUGCCUGUGGAAACAAUGUAUUUUUACUAAGGGAAAAAUGAUAGACAAAAAGCACUAAAAUUCUAAGUUUCCAAGCAAAAUGCAAUUAGACUUUUCUCAUUUUUUCUUCACACAGAGUGCAUGGCAUACGAACUGUCCAAAUAAUUAAGUCACUCGGACUAACAAACUCAAUUGCGAAACUAGGGACGAAGGAAAUUUUAAUUUCAGGACUCGUGUUCCUGAUUCUUCAACUCUUGAAUGUUCUAUGCGCAGAUAAAGUCUUUUGAUCACAUUUGAGGUUUGCAUUUGUCAUCCUUGAAUAUUUUCUAAUUGUUGUGUUUCUGAAUCUGACAGGUCAUUUAACUUGGUUUGUUUAUUCAGCUGGUUAUGCAGUGCUCUUUUUUUUAUUAUUUUUUUUUAUUUGUUUCCUUUCCUUUUUCCAUUGCCCAUAUUUCAUGAUAUUGAUUUUAUAUACUUAGGUUCAUCUUUUAAGUUUUUUUACAUCCUGUCUGUUAUUCUUUUUCACUUAAGAUGCCCUAGUUUCUGAAUAUCCUCUAGAACAAAUGAUGUCAUAACUAGGGAAGGUCAUCUUGUUGGCUGGGAAUUUUGAGAGUUAAGAGCAAAAACAAUGAAACAUGAAGUUGCUUUUGUGAAACAUGAAGUUGCCAUACAAGUGGGAAUCUCCAUUGUACUGCUCUACCACAUAAUGAUUUCAUCUUGCUAGGUUAUGUGAUUGAUGCGUUUUUAGUUUAAGCGCCGUAGCCUGCAAGAACGAGGGGGUUGGAUGCUAGUGCCUUAAUUUGAGUUUGAAGUUGAAAGGUGAUACAUAGGCUGAUGAUGUAGGAAGUAUCUGAAUGAAAGAGCCCUCCUUGAAUUGGGGCUGCUUUAGGUCCCAUUGGAAGCCCUUAAGCAGAUUAUGAGAAGGAAAGUUUUGAUGCCUAUCUUUCAAAUGGAAGUGGGAAGAAUGUGACUAGAAUACCCAUCAGUCUCUGAUAACAUAUGCUAAAUAUUGCAAAUUUCCUCUUUUAUAAUUUUGCAUGCCUUAUCUGCAGGUCAUGGGAGGAACGUCCUAUAUUAUCUGCUAAUGGCAAAAAUGUAGGUACGUUGAGUUCCAUUAUUAGUUUGUUACUAUCUUUCUUAAACUUGUAGUUACACCAAUUUGUAAGAUCAUGAAUUAUCCUAACAAUUCUUUUACCUUGAAUAUCCGAUACGAUGUUAAGAACAGAUUGGACUGUAUAGUCUCAUUUGAGCAUGUUAAGAUAUUUAGAACUUUAUUGUUCUUUUGUAUCCUUUUA
Jatropha curcas is the source of this 4273-nucleotide messenger RNA. The record is from RefSeq and is a predicted model, not a curated record. NCBI's taxonomy places the organism in Eukaryota, Viridiplantae, Streptophyta, Magnoliopsida, Malpighiales, Euphorbiaceae.